CACAGGCGAGCCCUGGAAAAGGCUCUAUGCUCAGAAAAGGACGAGAAGCAAAGACGCCAGCAGGCUGUGUCUGCCGUGGUGUAUUCUUCCUUCCACCUCUUCCGAGCCUAGGACAGUGUGUGGAAUAGAGUAGGCAUGUAAUUGACAUUUGUUGAAAAUUUAGUUGUAAUUUGUCAAAUGUCCUUAACAUACACAAGUUACAGCGAGUGUUUCUGUGCCCAGCAGUGAAUGCCAGGCUGCGGGGCCUGCUCACCCCCUUCCUUGGGGGCCCACCGGAUGAAGAGGGGCCCAAACAUGCACAGGCACUUUCUGUCUCCAAAGACAAGCACGGCUAUGUCAGAUGGAGGCCCCCAACCCAAGAACUGCCAUGACAGAGUCUUUUGUGAAGACCUUAGUGUAAUUUCUGAUGCUGCUCCCCGUGCUGGGCAACAGCUGUGGUCUCAACUGACAGAGAAAUCAACAUGGCUUCUGUUUCCUUGAGGCUCAAAAGUGUUUUUCAGACUAAGAAUGGUGAUUUCAUUCCCUGGGUUACUGGAGUUAUCAUUUUGGAACUAUAAGGAGAAAAGAGAUUUGUUCACAGUCUCAGGAGUGACCUCUGACAAUCAAAUGCACCCCUGCCUCAAGCUACCUACCCGUUCCAGCUCAAGCCCCCACCAGGCCCUCACCCACUUCGAGGCUCCAAAGACAGUCACACACUCAGCCUCUGUGACGCUACGGGCUGGGGACACACUGGAAUAUUCACAGCCCGGGUGGCAGCAGCGGCAGCCAGACAAGCAGCCCACCACACAAGGGACCCCUCAGGAAUGAAGUGGCCUUUCAGGGCCAGAGGGGCUGCGGCCUCCCUUCCUCCCCUUAAAUAGCCAGCCUCAUACCCACAGCUCCUCGGAACCCACCACCGGCGCCGCCACCUACGGGGCAGCUCACCUGCCACCUCUUCCUCCUGGACCUGGUGUGAGGCUUGUUCCCAGGCUCUGCCUCCAGCCAAAGCAUGGAUGGCCCCGAGGUGGCCUCCCCAGCUUUGAUGGCCAACUCCUCCCUGGUCACCACAGAGCAAUGCAGCCGGGAGACGCCGCUGGAGAACAUGCUGUUCGCUUCCUUCUACCUUCUGGAUUUCAUCCUGGCUUUUGUUGGCAACACCCUGGCCCUGUGGCUUUUCAUCCAGGACCACAAGUCAGGCACCCCAGCCAACGUGUUCCUGAUGCACCUGGCCGUGGCUGACCUGUCCUGUGUGCUGGUCCUGCCCACCCGCCUGGUCUACCACUUCUCUGGGAACCACUGGCCAUUUGGGGAAAUCCCGUGCCGGCUCACAGGCUUCCUCUUCUACCUCAACAUGUACGCCAGCAUCUACUUCCUCACCUGCAUCAGCGCUGACCGCUUCCUGGCCAUCGUGCACCCGGUCAAGUCCCUCAAGCUCCGCAGGCCCCUCUAUGCCCACUUGGCCUGCGCCUUCCUGUGGGUGGUGGUAGCCGUGGCCAUGGCCCCCCUGCUGGUGAGCCCACAAACCGUGCAGACCAACCACACGGUCAUCUGCCUACAGCUGUACCGGGAGAAGGCCUCCCACCAUGCCCUGGUGUCACUGGCCGUGGCCUUCACCUUCCCCUUUGUCACCACGGUCACCUGCUAUCUGCUCAUCAUUCGCAGCCUGCGGCAGGGCCCCCGCGUGGAGAAGCGCCUCAAGAACAAGGCUGUACGCAUGAUCGCCAUGGUGCUGGCCAUCUUCCUGGUCUGCUUCGUGCCCUAUCAUGUGAACCGCUCCGUCUACGUGCUGCACUACCGUGGCAGUGGCACCUCCUGCUCCACACAGCGCGCCCUGGCCCUGGGAAACCGCAUCACCUCCUGCCUCACCAGCCUCAACGGGGCCCUCGACCCCAUCAUGUACUUCUUUGUGGCAGAGAAGUUCCGCCAUGCCCUGUGCAACUUGCUCUGCGGGAAAAGGCUCUCUGGCCCUCCCCCUAGCUUCGAAGGGAAGACCAAUGAGAGCUCGCUGAGUGCCAAGUCCGAGCUGUGAGCCCCAUACCGCCCAGCCAGCCACAGUCUCUGAAGGAUAGCUCCCCCAGGCUGCGCGCUGCCCAGACUGAAAAAGAGAAAUCCCCUUCUCCCCGGCCACCUCCUGAGCAAACAGCCUAAAAACUCAGCAGGUCCCCACUCUUCCCUCCAAGGCCUGAACCCCUAGAUCACCCAGCUGUGCUCAGUCUUAACCCUCAAAAAGGAGAACAGACAACAGGGAUCAACUGGCCACACCCCUGCAGGGAGGGCCUUGGCUCACCACCUACUGUGGCUCCUAGACACUCAGUGACUUCACCCAUCGUCCAGGCCGGGGGAGCAGGCAGAGGAAUAAUUCUUGAACAAUGACAGUCUUUCUUUCCCCGCUAGGCUCCCAGCCUCCUUCCCACUCCAGAAAAGCACAGCAGCAGAACUCAGCAGACAGACCCUAGAAGGCAGGCUGCCAACACCCAGGAGACCUGGGUCCCAGCAGAGGGUGGACAGGGCAUCUGAAUAUUUCCUUUGAAGCACAAGGUGGCACCGUUGCCAGAUGAUCCCUGACUGGGUUUACAGGACAUGGACUAGAACUAACAGCCAAAUGUACCAAAAGUACAUUUCAGGGUGGGUGCUGGGUGACAUCAGCAAACAUGGCCUCCCAGGCACAUCUGCGCAGCUCUGGAUCCCUGGUCCCUCCUGCUGCAAACACACACAGACCUGCGUGUGCCUGACAAUCUCCAGAGCUCCGUGGCAUGUAACCAGUCCCUCUCACAUCCUGAUCAAGCAUGUGAUGUGGGGAGACAGUCACAGAGAGACGACCGUGUGAGGGAAGCCAGGGUGUGGACCUGCCUCCUACUGACCCAGACCCAGCAGGGACAGCCUCAGCCCCAUUCCCUCCCUGCAAGACACUGGCAGCCUUGCCGGCCAAGCUUUGAGCUGUUCCCCUUGUUAGCACCUGCAUCGCCCUAACAUGGGCUUUUCUGUACUUGUCUGUAUGGAUCAUAAACAUAACUGCAGCUUUAGGGCUAUGAUGGUUAUCGUGCUUGGUCACUGGGAAGCCCCUCCCAGAACCUCUUCCUCUCUUUGACCUAACAAUCCCAAGGCAGUGGCUUAGGAGGCAGCGGUGCAGGACGCAGUGGCAGAGGCGCCGUGGGCUCUCUUGCUAGGGCUCUGCUGGCCCCACGCGUGCCUGCCCCAUGAAGACUGUGAAUGUGGGGGCUUAGAGUGCCAGGGUGCGGCUUUCACUCCCCACACACUCCAGCUGCCACACUGCCUGCCAUACAGCAAUACUUUACUUUUGCACCACCUUUUACUUUCCAAUGCAUGCUUGGCUGAGGAAGUCUCGAGACAGGACUCCCACCUGGCACACACCAGUCGGUGACCCCACUGAUUAGCACAGACCCCAGAGCUGCCCCUCAGCUUUUGCACUGCCUGCCUGCCACCAUAGACCCCAUUUGACGAGGGGCCACCUGCCUCUCUCUGGAAUAGCACACGCACAGGCAGUGCUGGGAAGGAACUGAGCAGGAGCCACAGGAGGGACAGCAUGCCCACACAGAGGGUAUGCCAAGGAACACACUCUGGGGUCUCUGCAGGGGGCUGCUGCCUAUCACUGCCAUGGGAGAUACAGGGGAGAGCUGACUUGUCCUCAGUGGGGAAAUUUGCAGCUCAUUGUGGGAUGCUGGUGAAAGCCAAGGGAAGCUGGCACACGGGCAGCUGAGGACAGAAAGGCAGAGGUCUCAGGUUGUCUGGACACACAUGUCAAUAGGGCUUUGGACUCUGUCUGCAAGGGCAGCCAGGAGGGCCGAGCACAGAGCCCCAGAUGCCCACAUGGAGAGAUGAAGGAGGAAUGGGAGCUGGAAGAAGAGAGUGGGUGGGUGCUGCCAUGAGGCUAGAGGAACCCCCAAGAGCUCAGGGGCCUGGGUGCCAGGAGAGGGGGUGUUUCUGCAUCUCGGCAGCUGCACUGAGAGCUGCUAAAAGGUCGAGGAGAGGUCUGGGUCUCCAAGCAGAUUGAGCAGGAGCACAGGAAGGAGUCAGCAGGUGCGCUGGGAGGCCCAAGGUGUAAGGAGCCUCAGAUCCCCAGCCCAGCCCUCUAGAAAGGGACGAAAAGUAGAGAAAAGGGAGCAUUCCACAGACAGAGGAGGGGCUGCAGAUGCCAGGGUAGGGUCCCCAAAGCUUGUGCCCCAGGGUGGGGGAGUGAGGCCACCCACUAUGAGGAGACAGUGGUGAGGGAGGGCCAACUCCCUGAGUGCCAUGAAAUCUGUGGCCCUGAAUUCGGGCAACCUGGUUGAGUGACUCCCUCCAGGACACUCAGCCUGUGGGUACAGGCAGGGGAGGUGGCCAGGACAAGUCAGCAGGUGGGGUGAUUGGGGGGAUUUCCAAUAGUUCCCCCGGAGGCUGUCAGCAGGGAGCACUUAGAGCCCGGGGGUCCUUACUGAGCAGCCCCAGCCCAGUCCUCACCCAUAAACUGGGGCUGUGCUGUCACCAUGCAAGGAGUGGCCAGUUGGCAGCCACAUCAGUACAGGCAGUAGAGCCUGGAGUGUGCCUGGCCCUCCACAGGUGCCACCUGCACUGAGGGGCCCUCCUCCCUGCCCAGCACAGCCA
This is a messenger RNA of Nycticebus coucang (slow loris), 4581 nucleotides long. RefSeq names its product G protein-coupled receptor 17 (gene GPR17). Gene Ontology annotation, biological process: phospholipase C-activating G protein-coupled receptor signaling pathway; positive regulation of Rho protein signal transduction. The transcript is spliced from 4 exons. Gene Ontology annotation, cellular component: membrane. The coding region runs from base 989 to 2008 and encodes 339 amino acids. The record is from RefSeq and is a predicted model, not a curated record. NCBI's taxonomy places the organism in Eukaryota, Metazoa, Chordata, Mammalia, Primates, Lorisidae. Gene Ontology annotation, molecular function: G protein-coupled receptor activity.